CAUAAAAGUACUGGUAAACGCUGGGGAUGUUAACACUCGGUAAAGUAUAAUAUUACCUGUCAAAUAAGAUGGUACAAAUAUGUGUAGUUAAAUAUUUUUUACAUGGUUAAUAACAUCUUUCCAAUGAUUACUCAUUCGUGUUACUUAGUGCAGUAAAUACGUGUUACUUAUUGCAGUAAAAACAACUCAUCGCAUGAACCAUCCUGCGCUCCUAGAAUAUCAACUCUGUCAAUGCAUUAAACGUAAGAUUAUAUAUUUUCUUUAAACAUUCGACUGCGGAGUCACUUGAGUUGAAUUUGAGUGGUGAUGAUUGUGCACCGUGCCUCGAUCUUGUUCAAAGCGCGCGACCCUUCUGCAGUGCGUGACCUACUCACCUCUUGCCACGUAAAAUGUUAAACUUUCUAUUUAAUGUCGGUUAAUUUUGAGUAAUUUUCUUCAGUUUGUUGUCCAUCUGAAAAUCCAUAUAUUUAUUCAUUUCAAAGUUCGAUUAAAACGUCCAGUUAAAAGUUCGGUGACAAGGGACGAUUGACAUGGCGCGCAGUCCUCACCAUAGCGCGAGAGGAGGAAUCGCGAGCGCGCGAGGCAAAACUUAAAUAGAAAAUAUUUCGUUGGAAUUAAAUGAGUAGUAUGUUUAAGCAUCUUGUCUUGCAAAAAAUUCGAGUGCGUUUUAAAUAGUGUUCAUCAGUAACACUUUUGAAAACCGACAAUCAUCAUAUCUUGCCCUGACCGAACAAUGUCUCCCAAAUGUUGGUUGUUCACUUGUUUAGAAUUAUAAUUUAUAUCGUGAGCAUUGUCGUAUAUUGCAUAAGUAACGUACAUUAAAGAAGUGAUCUUCGUGAUGAUGUAUUAACUAGAUGCAUGUAAGUAUGAACGUUACGGGAGUAAUCGAGCCCAAAGGCAGGCGUGAUAAACACAGUGAGUAUGGUGGCAACUCCCUCACUAGAGCUGAGUGCUGGAUGAUCUCAGCGACGUCCGCAUUCAGUACGCCGCUUCUAUAAUAACCUCGGGCCUGGAGGACGCUCGGUUCGAAUUCGUGAGAGCGCUGAUUUCGGUUUCCAAGAGGCGAGGCGAUAAAAGCGACGUCUUGAGAUGGCGGAAACUGCUCCUGCUCAACCACCAGCUGCGGCUACUUCAGCGCCUAAAAGCCCCAAGAAGAAGCGCGCCGCUCCAAAGGCCAAGAAGGUCGGCCCUAGCGUGUCCGAGCUCAUCCUCAAGGCUCUGGCCAGCAGCAAGGAGAGGAACGGCGUGUCUCUUCCUGCGCUCAAAAAGUCGCUUGCUGCCGGAGGAUACGACGUGGAGAAGAACAAUGCCCGCGUGAAGUUGGCCAUCAAGAAGCUCGUGGCCAAAGACGCCGUGGCGCAAGUGAAGGGCAGCGGCGCGUCUGGCUCUUUCAAACUCAACAAGGAAAAGGCUGCCGCAAAGGCGAAGCCCAAGUCGUCAACGGCAAAGCCCGCAGCUAAAAAGCCCGCGGCAGCCAAGAAGGUGAAGAAGCCCGCGGCAGCCAAGAAGACCGCGCCCAAGAAGUCUCCCAAGAAAGCAAAGAAGCCCGCGGCUGCCAAGGCGGCCAAGAGCCCCAAAAAGGUGAAGUCGGCUGUUAAGCCCAAGAAGGCGGCGAAGAGCCCAGCCAAGCCCAAGGCUGCGAAGCCCAAGGUCGCUAAGCCCAAGACCGUCAAGGCCAAGGCCGCCAAACCCAAGGUGGCCAAGCCCAAGAAGGCCGCGGCCAAGCCCAAGAAGACUGCGCCAAAGAAGUGAAUCCGAUGGGACGACCGACGCUCGAUUCACUCCACCUCAACGGCUCUUUUC
Messenger RNA from Lethenteron reissneri (Far Eastern brook lamprey), 1803 nucleotides. Its product is annotated as histone H1.5-like. Gene Ontology annotation, molecular function: DNA binding; structural constituent of chromatin. Lineage: Eukaryota; Metazoa; Chordata; Hyperoartia; Petromyzontiformes; Petromyzontidae. Gene Ontology annotation, biological process: nucleosome assembly. The record is from RefSeq and is a predicted model, not a curated record. Gene Ontology annotation, cellular component: nucleosome.